AAGAAUCAAAUCAUGACAACGAACGUGUGGGUAGAACAGGAAUGGAACGAUUACAAACUAAAAUGGAACCCGGAUGACUACGGCGGAGUGGACACACUACACGUGCCUUCUGAACACAUAUGGCUGCCAGACAUCGUACUUUAUAACAACGCGGACGGCAACUACGAAGUGACCAUCAUGACGAAAGCGAUCCUGCACCACGACGGGAAGGUUGUGUGGAAGCCGCCAGCGAUCUACAAGUCGUUUUGCGAGAUCGACGUCGAGUACUUUCCCUUCGACGAGCAGACAUGCUUCAUGAAGUUCGGCUCUUGGAGUUACGAUGGGUACAUGGUGGAUCUUAGGCAUUUGAAGCAAACACCCGACUCGGACCGCAUAGGAAUGGGCAUCGACUUAUCGGAAUACUACAUCUCGGUGGAAUGGGACAUAAUGCGAGUGCCGGCGACGAGAAACGAGAAAUUCUACUCCUGCUGCGAGGAACCAUACCCCGACAUCAUCUUCAACAUAACGCUCAGGAGAAAAACCCUAUUCUACACGGUCAAUCUGAUCAUCCCUUGCGUCGGAAUAUCUUUCCUAUCAGUUUUAGUCUUCUACUUACCUUCGGAUUCGGGGGAGAAAAUCUCGCUCUGUAUAUCCAUUCUUUUGUCAUUGACCGUGUUCUUUUUGUUGUUAGCAGAAAUCAUUCCGCCAACAUCACUGACUGUCCCGUUAUUGGGAAAAUAUUUGUUGUUCACCAUGAUGCUAGUAACGUUAUCGGUAGUUGUCACUAUUGUGGUGCUGAACAUAAAUUUUAGGUCGCCGGUUACACAUCACAUGGCCCCGUGGGUACGGAAAGUCUUUAUAGAUUUUUUACCCAAAAUAUUAUGCAUACAAAGGCCAGAAAAACCACCUGACGACGACGAUAACGAUAAACCUACCGAGGUACUCACUGACGUCUUCGGCCCCGAUGACAUGGACGGGAAGUUCAAGGAAUGGGGAUGCGAAGAAUAUGAGUUGCCCGGAAUGCCUCCGUCGCCCCCACCACCACCGGGAGGCGACGAUGAGCUAUUUUCCCCACCCCCUGGUUCCCCUUGUCGCUUGGACUUAGACGAUGGUAGCCCGUCUUUAGAAAAACCCUACGUAAGAGAAAUGGAAAAGACUAUAGAAGGUUCCAGGUUUAUUGCACAGCAUGUUAAAAAUAAGGAUAAGUUUGAGAGUGUGGAGGACGACUGGAAGUAUGUAGCGAUGGUAUUGGAUAGAAUCUUCCUGUUCGCGUUCACGAUAGCUUGUGUGCUCGGGACAGCGCUGAUCAUAUUUCGUGCGCCGACGUUCUACGACAACACCAAGCCUAUCGACAUUCUAUAUUCAAAGAUCGCGAAGAAGAAGUUGGAGCUGCUCAAAAUGGGCUCAGAGGGUGACCCGGGUCUCUGAAAUUCGUCUUACGUCUUCGGCCACUCGCCGCCGAAGACGUUUUGGGAGUUGAUCGUGAUGUGGUGGCACGGAUGAUCCAUGUAAACUCCCAAAUGGGAACUGUUAGGCGAGAACUAUUUGUGCUUAGUGCGGUGCCAAGCUCCAGGUGCGUUUAUGAACGUUCGCUCACGCCAUAAGCGCAACCAAAGCCGUCUUUUUAUAAAAAAAAAAUACUUGAGACUGUGUCCGUCGAUAGUCGAAGGUCGGAGGUAUCUCAAGACUCAAGACUUUUAUUUUGACGCCGGAUCCGCCAUAACUAUUUUUAUAUUAGAAAACGCAUUAACGUUUAUACUUUAAGCGUAAUUUAAUUUAACUGAUCCUUUCGUUUCCAGUGAUUAUUUGAUACGACGCACAAAAUGUACAGUUUACCUUUAGGAUUUUGUAUUUGUUUGUCGCGAUAGAUCGUGUUCAGUUUCAGACUUUAAUGACAUAACGAUGUAUCGAUGUAAUGGUUUGUAUGUAAUUUUACUUCGAAUAAAUCGAGCUCAAAUUCGUAACAUAUUAUAAUAAGUAUUGUAAAAAGGUUACUAUUCAAAAUGUCGAUUAGCAUCGUAUUUAAUGUAAUUGUUUCGUGUAACGUCCCCGUUGUGACCGGACAUGAUAAAGACGUACCAUAUAUUAAACAUAAUAAUGUUUCAUCAUUUAGAAUUUGAUAAACUACGUACUCGCGUAAAAAUCGUAAGGACAAUAUUGAUAAAUUGACGAAUGUAAACUUUCCACAAUGUAGUUACUAGGUAAGGCAAUGUAGAUAAAUCUAGAUUAAUGCUUAGACAUCAAAAAUAAAUAAGGGUGACACUUUAUCAUAGAGCCAAAUGAUUUGUACACACAUCGCGACGGUGAUAUUAUUUGGAUAGUGAACGGUCGUGGAGUAAAACAAUUGACUGCCAAACGAACACUUUUAUAAAUAAAUCGAUAUUAUUAGAUAGUUCGAUAAACUUGUUUUAUUAGAUUUUUUAAACGGAGUGCCAAAUCUGCUGUCAAUGUAGAUCGGAGCGGACUAGCGCGUCGGUGCACCCGACUGAAGUGUCGAAGAUGGUGGGACCGCUAGGAAUGUUUCUGGUUUUUAAAUAUAUAACGAAUGCUUGCCCGAUAAGUCAUGACUGAACGACUAUAAUUUAAAGCUUGAAGCCCUCGCUAGUUGCGACGACCGGCGUGCUCUUCCCUAUGUAACAAUUCACGUAAAUCCUAGAAUACAGGGUAAAUGUAGUACACAAGUAUCUCCCGAUUUAUAUUUCACAAUAUUCACUGAUAAAAAAUUCUUUAACACUUAUCGGCACUUUGCUAACACGUUUAGAUAAUAAAUUGUUGAGGUUUGUGAAUCUAGGAUAUUUAGGUACACACUGUUCGUUUGAACCUAGUCUAGACUAUAAUUAGUGGUCAUUUGUGUUCCCUUUUAUUCCUUCAUCGUUCCUUUCGUAGUAUUUGACUCUCAAUCAUGUUUACCUCACUUCGACCCAUCUUGUAGGUAUUGUAGCAGUCUAAUGAUAAAAAAAAAAUAUUUCGAGCCGCGUAUUUGAUAUGUCAAAGUAACUCAUGAUAAUGUUUAUUAGAUUUAAUUAGAUAACUCAGAGUUAUUGAUAAUGAAAAUCCACAGCGAGCAGUUAGGAAAACAGGGAUGGUUAAUGUAAUAUAAAUUCAAAAAUGUUGUUUUGUGUGAUUCGUCUUCGUAUUAAUAAGUGUUGUUGAAUGUGUACGAGGUAUGGGUACGCGUGGUACUUAGUUACGUAGUCUACGUGAUACGAUGCUCGCUAAAGGUUGAAUAAUUAGCAAGGUCAAUAAUUAUGUCAUAGCGGUCGUGCGGCCGGUGGCUCGUCUCUUGUUGGAAUUAUCUCAAGGAAUUGCGAAUCACAGUAAAUUUUCAUAACGGAUAAAAGUAGGAAAGUGCUAUUGCACGCACCGAAACACACCAAUUUAGUGUUAAAGUUUAACCACUAUUAGUUAGGUCCAAGCUUUCCUCUGUUCCGUGAAAUUCAAGUAUUUUAUUGUAGGUAUUUGCUAGAUUAAAAAAAAAUAACGGUCUGUUGUUAUUUUUAUAUGACUGCAAAUAAUUGAAUAGUUAGAUUUUUCUAAACACACGUUAGGAUAAUCGUUUAGAAAAUUGGUUUGAAAAUGUAUGACAAAA
Manduca sexta (tobacco hornworm) is the source of this 3568-nucleotide messenger RNA. RefSeq names its product acetylcholine receptor subunit alpha-like 1 (gene nAChRalpha1). Gene Ontology annotation, molecular function: acetylcholine-gated monoatomic cation-selective channel activity; transmembrane signaling receptor activity. NCBI's taxonomy places the organism in Eukaryota, Metazoa, Arthropoda, Insecta, Lepidoptera, Sphingidae. Gene Ontology annotation, biological process: monoatomic ion transmembrane transport; nervous system process; signal transduction. The transcript is spliced from 6 exons. Bases 13 to 1407 code for a protein of 464 amino acids. The record is from RefSeq and is a predicted model, not a curated record. Gene Ontology annotation, cellular component: neuron projection; postsynaptic membrane; synapse.